This is a messenger RNA of Syngnathoides biaculeatus (alligator pipefish), 1280 nucleotides long. RefSeq names its product progestin and adipoQ receptor family member 4-like. The transcript has 4 exons. Gene Ontology annotation, molecular function: signaling receptor activity. NCBI's taxonomy places the organism in Eukaryota, Metazoa, Chordata, Actinopteri, Syngnathiformes, Syngnathidae. The coding region runs from base 1 to 816 and encodes 271 amino acids. The record is from RefSeq and is a predicted model, not a curated record. Gene Ontology annotation, cellular component: membrane.
AUGGUUGACCCGGGGCCGCGGCUGUUGGACUUCACCAAAACACCGACGCAUCUUCAGUUCAACAAGUACGUGCUGACCGGCUAUCGGCCGGCGUCCACCGCUCACGAGUGUGUGCGGAGUCUCUUCUACAUGCACAACGAGCUGGGUAACAUCUACAGCCACGGGAUCCCUUUCUUCCUGUUCCUGGUGCUGCUGCCCUUCAGCAUCCCCUGGAGGGAGGUGGACAGCGUCUGGAUCGGGGUGGUCCACUACCUGGCCUGCCUCAGCCCCACGGUGGGCUCGGUGCUCUACCACGUGUUCAUGAACCACGUCGGCGGGGAGCACGUGUACGACACUCUGCUCUCGCUGGACAUGGUCGGCGUCUGCUUGGUCAACACGCUAGGCGCCCUUCCCAUCAUCUACAUCACACUCCUCUGCUUCCCGGCCGUGCAGCAGGCCGCGCUGCUGGCCUACAUCUUCCUGUCGGCCUACGGCAUCUACUGCGCCACCACGGCUCGCACCAACGUCCUGCGCCUGCGGGCCUUCCUCUGGCAGGCCGUGUUCCGCUUCAGCCUCUUCUUGUUCCGCGCCUACGGCAGCGGGGCGGGCAGCCCCGACUCGCUGCGCCUCUUCGUCAUCAUGGACUCCCUGGCCGUGCUGGGCGGGCUGGUCAACGUGGUCCAGAUCCCCGAGCGCUUCGUCCCGGGCCUGUUUGACAACUGGGGUAACAGUCACCAGAUCAUGCACGUUAUGGUUAUCUGCUCCAUUAUUUACCUCCACUGGGGAACUCUGGAGGAUCUGACCUGGGUCAAGAACUACCAGUGUCCUGCUGGAUGACCACAAAUGAUGGCAUGAUAAGAUGGGUUGAUAGAUUUGAUUUUUAAGACUCACUGGUGUGUGGCGUAGAGUUUAAACUUUAUACAAUAUCACAAGUUUUACGUUCAACAAUGAUAAGUCAUUCUUUCAGCCUGAGAUUUGACUUUCCCAAAAGUGACCCAAAACAUUUAAAUAAUUGCAAAUAACAUUUUGGAGGUGGGGGAAUCGAAUAACUAACUUCAAAAUAAGUCGACGCAAAAUUUCCGCCGAUAAAAGUUCACCGGAACUUUGUUUGCACCAGCGGGAAACAAAUGUUUCACACGGACAAUUAAUGCUGACGCACGCAGUAAUUUAACCAGCUAUAUUUUUAUACUCAAUCGUCAUCUGAGCUGCUGUCGUCUUCGCCCUCCGAAACGUCGGCGAUGGGAAACCGCAAGAUGGCCGCCACUCCGCUCAGUUGAGUCAGUUCUAAAGGAACAAGGUAG